Molecule: messenger RNA, 552 nt
Organism: Brachypodium distachyon (stiff brome)
Lineage: Eukaryota; Viridiplantae; Streptophyta; Magnoliopsida; Poales; Poaceae
Product: basic proline-rich protein-like
Exons: 2
Coding region: 1-552 (183 amino acids)
Source: RefSeq, a predicted model, not a curated record
AUGUCAACCCAACUGCUUCUAGCCUGGCCGCUCGGUCUUGCCCCGACCGCUUCUUGCGCCCGAUGUGCAAGACGCCGCCCGCUCGGCAGCGCCCCCAGCCGCCGGCUCGCGCUGCACCCGCCGGGCUCCGCCCCCGCAGCCCUCGGGAUCAGCCCCGGCCGCCACCCACCCCCUGCGUCCCCGCCGCCCAUGGCUCCGCCCCGGCCGCCGCCAAGCGCCUUCCACGCCGCCCUCGGGCUCAUCCCCGACCACGGCAUCCCUACUGCCCACGGGCUCUACCGCCCUCAGUCCCACCCGCCGCGUCCCCGCCGCCCCCGGGCUCCGCCCCGACCGCCGCGGAGCGCCUUCCACGCCGCCCCCGGGCUCAUCCCCGACCGCCGCCGAGCGCCUUCCACGCCGCCCUCGGGCUCAUCCCCGACCGCCGCAUCCCUGCUGCCCACGGGCUCCACCCCCGCCACCGCCGCCAUCCUCGCUGCUGAGCGCCGUCUGCGAAAUUGUUCCGAUUAUUCCAGUCCAAUUAGUGGUCUAGGAAAAACGUGUGAGCCCCAGUAA